AUGGAGCUCUGGAACUCCACCUCGGGAAAUGGCUUCACAAUGGUGGAGAUUCUGAAUGACAGUGGGUCUCCUGAACUGCUCUGUGCCAUAAUCGCUGCCCUGUACAUGUUGGCCCUGACCAGCAAUGGUCUGCUGCUCUUGGUCAUUAUAAUGGAUUCCUGGCUCCAUGUGCCAAUGUACCUUCUACUUAGCCAGCUCUCUCUCAUGGACUUGAUGUUUGCAUCUGUAGUUACUCCCAAAAUGCUUGUGGAUUAUCUGCGUGGAAAGAACACCAUCUCCUUUGAAGGCUGCACCUUUCAGAUGUUAGUAGUUCUCAUUUCAGGAGGUGCAGAGGACAUACUACUGGUGUUCAUGGCCUAUGACAGGUAUGCAGCUAUUUGUCAUCCUCUCAACUACAUGGUACUCAUGAGGCCAAGGAUAUGCUGGCUCAUGAUAGCCACAUCUUGGAUCCUAGCAUUCCUGAAUGCUGUGAUACUCACCUCAUAUACUAUGCACUUUCCUUUCUGCAUGUCCCGGAAAAUCAACCACCUGCUCUGUGAGAUCCCAUCCUUGCUGAAACUGGCCUGUGCAGAUACCUCCAUAUAUGAGCUUGUGGUAUAUGUGAUAGGUGUGAUUUUUCUCAUGCCUACCCUUGGUGCUAUCCUUGCCUCUUAUACAUUUGUCUUAAUUGCUGUCCUUCACAUGUCCUCAGAUAAGGGAAGGAAGAAAGCCCUCAUCACAUGCUCUUCUCACCUGACUGUGGUAGGAAUGUACUAUGGAUCUGCCAUGUUUAUGUACAUCCAGCCCAAUUACUACCAUAGUCCCCAGCAGGACAACAUCCUCUCUGUAUUUUAUACUAUCAUUACUCCAACACUGAACCCUCUUAUCUAUAGUCUGAGAAACAAGGAAGUAAUGGAAGCCUUCAAGAGAGUCCUGGGGAGACUCACUUCUGUCCAGAGAUGGUAG
This is a messenger RNA of Hyaena hyaena (striped hyena), 945 nucleotides long. RefSeq names its product olfactory receptor 2AG1-like. Lineage: Eukaryota; Metazoa; Chordata; Mammalia; Carnivora; Hyaenidae. Gene Ontology annotation, cellular component: membrane. The coding region runs from base 1 to 945 and encodes 314 amino acids. The record is from RefSeq and is a predicted model, not a curated record. Gene Ontology annotation, molecular function: olfactory receptor activity; G protein-coupled receptor activity. Gene Ontology annotation, biological process: G protein-coupled receptor signaling pathway. The transcript has a single exon.